Messenger RNA from Nakaseomyces glabratus, 3003 nucleotides. It is a transcript of the gene RTP1, whose product is annotated as Rtp1p. Gene Ontology annotation, biological process: protein secretion. The record is from RefSeq and is a predicted model, not a curated record. NCBI's taxonomy places the organism in Eukaryota, Fungi, Ascomycota, Saccharomycetes, Saccharomycetales, Saccharomycetaceae.
AUGGUCCAACAUAAUAAUACUAAGCAAUCAAUAGCAGCACUACUUGACCGAGGACCUGAUUUUACAAAUGAUACGCCAAUCGAUACGUUUUUCAGUAAACUGGAAAAUAAUUUGAUAGACAAACUUAGAAAGUUUGACGAUGAAGGAGAGAGCCCGCAGUUAUUUGAAUAUUUGGGAUUUGGUAGUCAGAAGUUAUUUGUUGCAUAUCUUAUUGAGCAAUUACAGGAAAUUCAUAACAUAUUACAGUCAAAUAGUAAACAUAUUGAUGUACAGAAAGAUGUCAUACCUAUUUCACUAAAUGAUAUGAAAUAUUUAGACGAUUUGAUAAAUUUACUCAUUGUCCAUGGUAUAGAUGCAUAUCUUCCAAGUGACUGUAGAAUUCCUCUUAAUGAAAAGUUAGCCAGUAAGUUCAGCCGGAAUCAAAUAGAAAAGAAAUUUACUAUCUCUGGGGUUGAAAGUAUAGAUGAUGACGAACUUAGUGUAAUUGUAAAUCGGGUUUUGGAAAUCAUGUUGAAGAAAUAUUCCAUAGAUGGGCAAAAGAAUUACAUUUCGAUAGUGUUGUUAAAUGGUGUAAUGUACAGUAAUAUAUUUUUGGCAGCAACUUAUUUAAUAGACAUGAAAAACUACACCUUAGAAUGUACUGUUGAAGAUAUAGAAAACUUACAGGAGACAUACUCACUGUUUGAGCUUUACAAUAAUUAUUCUCAGACUAUAGCAAAUCAUAAGCUAAAGUCUAUAUUCCUUGUCAGAUUAUCCACUUUAACUUAUAGGCGGGAGAAUAAUGGUUUAAUUACCCUAGUUGACUUCAUAUUAGGUGUUAGGGAACAGGAACAAAUAGACAUCGAGAAAUUCUCCAGAUUAAAUCAAAUAUUAUUGACCAGACCAAAGACGAUACGGAAUAUUGACUAUCUGAAAAACCUGUUUAAUCAAAUAUACGAUUGUAUGAGCUUUAUUAAUAGGCCCUUAUUGGUUAGUGGGAUUAAUGGCGUGAUUACCGAAUUUUAUUUCAAGAAUAAGCGUAUAGUUCAGGAUUUCCUCUUUCAAAGAGUAUACAAUAUUUUCUUUAACGAUUCAGCCACAGAGUAUACAUACAAGGAGCUUAACGAUUGUAUUAAUGUUAUAUUGUCUUUAUCCAAAAACACAUCUAAGGAACUAUUAAUGGAUUUUGCUUCAAGAAAUACUAUAUCAAGUGAGAAAACAGAUAUCUCAUUCUUUCAGUAUUUGUGGGUAUAUGCAGUAUUUUUGAAAUCAAAAGGCGCUUCAAAAGAUAUUAGAAUAGAAGAGUCUGGCAAAAACGAGCAGUUGGAUAUACAGGAGUAUUGUAAUGUUAUUCUUUCCUUAAUGAAGACUUUUCUGCUGGUUUUUGACUCUGAGACUACUAUACUGAACCAAAUAUGUCAGAAUAUACUGAAUUAUGAGCAUGAAAAAUGGAGGUUUUCUAUUGAUAUUAAAUCAGGAUUGCCUUUGAUUGAAGUCAAGAGGAAUGAUUUAGAUAAAGAUUUGGCGUAUGCAACAUCGAAUGACUAUAAAACUGAGGAAUUAACCACUUUAUUUAAAGAUAUGGAUAAGGUUUGUGAUCUAUUCAUUGAAUUGCUGAGAAUUAUCGAUGAUCCUAAACAAACUCGUUCAGUAUUCCUUCACGUCUUUAAGAAAUGGAUUGAGGACACGGCUGUAAAGAGUCAGAAGAGCCAGCAAUUGUCUUUCCUUAGUGAAACAGUGAAUGACGCCACAACAAGUAAUCUUUUAGCGUUGGUCAAUUUAAAACUCUCACAGCACAUUAUUAAAGAGUUUAGAUCGGAAAUUAUUAGUAGUGUCGCAGAUAUUUUGAUUGUUGUUGCUGAGUUAUUUGAUAUUCUUGAUGAUGGCGAUAAAGUAACAAAAAUAGAGGGUGUAAUAUCUUCAGUCAGGGAUUCAGAUGAUGAGGAUAGUGAUGAUGAGGAACAACCAAACGGUGAUCAGCAGCAUGAAAAACCUGACAACAUUGAGAAUGAAUUGACAAAUUUCUCAGAUAACGCCAUUGACAUCGUUAUUGCUCUAUUAGAGUCUGUGAUUGGUGAUUGUUCGGUCGAAACGUUGCACCAAUUCCGCCCUACUAUUGAACGCCUGUUGAAUAAACUAGAAGCAGCAUUUCCUAACGAUUAUGAAGAUAUAAAGAAACAAUUACGGGAGGUCUUAAUGUAUAAAGGUUCAAAUGGUGCAGCCCAGAAUUCGAAUAAAGAAAACGACGAAGAAAGAAUGACUAAAGCGAUUGCAAGUCUUGCUGAUCCCUUGGUACCUAUUCGGGCACAUGGUCUAGCAGAGCUGCGAAACCUGGUACUGCAACAUACCAAAGUGAUAACAAUAGAGAAAGUUGUUAAUAUUCACUUAGAAUUUUUGAGCAAUGAAGAUCCCUUCUUGUACUUGAAUGUGAUAAAGGGCUUGACAUAUUUGAUAGAGGUUGAUAGCAGUGGUAAAACACUGGAACAAUUAUUUGAUAAAUAUCAAUCACGCAGAACAAAAUUGGACCUAUGUCUACGUCUGGGAGAAGUUUUCAUCAAUUACGUGCAAGUGAGGAAUGAACUUGUGACUGAGCCUCAGAUGAGCCGAUUGGUCGACCUCUGUCUGGAAAAGAUCAGAGUCAAUUCAUCGACCGCAAGAGCAGUGGAUGAUCGUUUACGGAUGUCAGCUUUGUCUAUCUUAGGUAUUUGUAUCAAGAGCAACGUCGACGCCAUCACUGAUUCCAGGAUGCGAGACAUCUUCGACUGUGUCUUCGGUGUACUGCAAUUGGAGACCAGUGAGCCCAAGAGCAUCCUACGAAGAGCCGCAAUACACCUUGUCCACGACUACCUCAUCUCCAAGCUCGGCGACUCAGAUCAAGAAAUGCACGUUACAUUACCGGAGCCUUACACAGUCGAGAAACUGACAGCCACACUGGACUACUUGAAGCUACAUGACAACGACUACUUGGUCCAUCAACAAUGCUCCACCAUCGUCGAGGAGCUAUCCGCAUUUACACAACUAUAG